Messenger RNA from Penicillium argentinense, 1650 nucleotides. RefSeq names its product putative glutamyl-tRNA(Gln) amidotransferase subunit A. Bases 1 to 1650 code for a protein of 549 amino acids. The transcript has 7 exons. Lineage: Eukaryota; Fungi; Ascomycota; Eurotiomycetes; Eurotiales; Aspergillaceae. The record is from RefSeq and is a predicted model, not a curated record.
AUGACGAUCCAACGCUGGGAACAGCAGGCGCAGAAAGGCAGGGAUCUCCUGAAUAAUUCGGUCCCCAAAAAAUGGCUCGCACCUACCGAUCAACUGCCGCCCGUUACACAGAAGAAUGUGCUCGACUUCCCGAGGAAAAGCGGGUUGUUGACGGAGCGCGAGCUCAGAAUCACGGAGCAGUCGGCGACGGACUUGGUGAGCGAGAUGGGGAAGGGGAAUUUGACUGCUGAAGAAGUUGUUGUGGCGUUUUUGAAGCGGUCUGUCUUAGGACAUCAGCUGCUGAACUUCGCGACUGAAUUCCUGGCCGACGAGGCCAUUGCUCGUGCCAAGGAGCUGGAUGCGUUCUAUCAGAAGUCUGGGCGUCUGAUUGGGCCUCUUCACGGUGUGCCUAUCAGCGUGAAGGAGCAUGUCGGGUUCAAGAACAAGACUUGCCAUACUGGAUACGUUGCUUGGGUCGACAGAGUAAUGGAUGAGGAUGCACACUUGCUUCAGCUUCUCUGGAAAGCCGGUGCCGUCUUCCACGUCCGCACGAACCAGCCUCAGGCCCUGAUGCACCUCUGCUCGGAGAACAACAUCACCGGCAAGACUUACAACCCGAUUAACAGGACCCUAACACCAGGUGGUUCCUCCGGCGGCGAGGGCGCAGCGCUAGCCUUCCGAUGCUCGCCUCUCGGAAUUGGAACUGACAUUGGUGGAUCAAUCCGAGGACCCGCUGCCUUCUGCGGUGGCUAUGGCUUCAAGCCUACCUCUGGACGUAACCCGAUGCUGGGUAUUCACGUUGCUGCGGCUGGACAAGAAGAUAUCCACGGUGUGGUUGGACCUAUGGGCCCGGCCUCAAUUGACGACCUGGAACUCUUCCAGAAGGCAGUUAUUGAUCAGGAGCCGUGGGAGGAUGAGACCUCGCUGGUGCCUCUGCCUUGGAAGAAUGCUACUCCGAAGAAGGAUAUGACCGUAGCUAUUAUGUGGGAUGAUGGUGUUGUCCGUCCCCAUCCUCCCGUCACUCGUGCUCUGCGGGUUGCAAAGGAGAAGCUUCUCGCAGCUGGUAUCAAGGUCGUCGACUGGGAGCCAUACAAGCACAGCUAUGGCUGGGACGUCAUCUCCGCCCUCUACUACCCCGACGCCGCAGGCCUACAACGCCAAAUGCUCCGCACAUCUGGUGAACCCCCACUCCCACUGAGCGACUGGGCCUUCUCCUAUGGCCGACCUAACCCACUCACCCACCAUGAAACCUGGAAACUGCAUUGCGAGCGCGAUACCUUCCGUGACGAAUACAAUGCGCUCUUCAAGACCCGCGGCGUGGACUUUAUCAUUUCGCCCAACUACCCCGGCGUCGCGGCCGUCAUGGGCGAGUCGCACUACUGGAAUUACACUGCGAUUUGGAACCUGCUAGAUGUUCCCGCUGCGACGAUCCCAUCGGGACUUGUUGUUGAUGCGAAGUUGGAUGCCCUCACCGAUGAGGAUAGGAAGUAUGUUCCGCGCAAUGAGGCGGAUGAGAGGGAGUGGAGAAAGUAUGAAGGUCCGGAACGGUAUGAGGGUGCGCCUAUUGCGUUGCAGGUUGCCGGUCGCCAUUUUAAGGAUGAGGAGACGCUUGCUGCGGCUAGGCUUGUUGAGGAGGUUGUAAGGGAUGGGAAGAAGGGUCCUGCUGUUUAG